Messenger RNA from Histoplasma mississippiense, 1278 nucleotides. RefSeq lists its product as hypothetical. Gene Ontology annotation, molecular function: GTPase activator activity. Lineage: Eukaryota; Fungi; Ascomycota; Eurotiomycetes; Onygenales; Ajellomycetaceae. The transcript is spliced from 3 exons. The record is from RefSeq and is a predicted model, not a curated record. Gene Ontology annotation, biological process: positive regulation of TORC1 signaling; positive regulation of GTPase activity. Gene Ontology annotation, cellular component: cytosol. The coding region runs from base 1 to 1278 and encodes 425 amino acids.
AUGUCUCCCUCUUCUUUGCAUGCUGGGGAGCUGGGGACUAUCCUUAACGCACUUCUGCGAAGUGCAUGGCCCGACCUCCAUUCUCUGCUCUCAACCAGCGAAUAUGAAGACCAUCCCUGGUUCUCGCAUCGGUUAUCAGGUCGCACGGAGACGGACAGGUUGAGUCGCAUCGCUCGCGCUGAUAAUGAAACCUGCGCAAGCUGCAGCCUAACGGUCCCCAAGGGUGUAAGCGAACAACUUCCACCUGGUGGACCGGGGACUUUGAAGGCGGAUGGCAAGGGCCGAAAUGGAAGCCCAGUGCUACGCUCCAGAGAAAUCGUGUAUUCCUGUAGCGGAUCUCGGUCGGAUUAUGAUGCUGAGCCCCACCCGCAUCACUCGCCCGGUACCUCCCUUCACUCCUCCGCGUCGUCGGAAACUUCCUCAUGUCACACCCAUAUCGUGAACUAUCUCUCAUUACACGGGCCGCCAAUCCCCGAUGAUUAUGCACUUCUACGUAGCGCCUCAAUUAGAACGCUGAGCUGUGAGCUCUUGCCUCGCGGGCUCUCAUCAGGGCCCUUGUCGUUCGGGGACCCCGUUACGGGUUACACUAUCGCCUAUGUUUUUCGCCUCCCGGACCCUAUGGCUCGCGGCAAACGCCGGAGCUAUGCGCUUCUUGCCCUGGCAGGAAAGGACGCCGGCAAAGCCUUCCGUGCGUCCCCGCUAAUCUGGCGCGUGUUCGGUCGCAUCGCUGCGAGCAUCGUUAGUGCUGCUGAACGGCAUCAGGAGUCGGAAAAGUGCAAGGAAGAAGGCGGGAUUCCCACUUCUGCCGCUGCUGCUGCCACUACAAGCAUGGCCAACGGACGGAACUACACGCCCAUUUCUUCCUUCCUGACCGGCCGAGCCCUGGGCCCAGACGGCCAACCGCGCCGCGCCGGCCAAAUCCGCGCACGCAACCUUGCAGAGAUCGUGGGGAACGAAUAUAUCUUUGCUGAACUGCACGCGCAAUUUGUCGCCUUGCUCCAGCAGCUGUGUGUUAUGUUUGGCGGAGCCCGCAUCCCGGACGAUCGCUCAGUCUCGAGUUCGUUUGAGGAGGAGAGUACCUUUUCGCCACGUCGACAGUCUCUGUCGGGCGAUUGCGGGAGGGGGACAAUCGACACCGGCAUGACCACUACCAGAACAAGCGGCAGUCCCGCUGAUCCUGGGAAUCCUAGACACGAUUAUGACUCAUCCUCCGUCAUGCUCUCGCCGGCGCCGAAACCAAUACCCAUAUCUCAUCGUGGGCGACAGGUAGCAGCCUAG